AUGCAGUCUGUGCUGGCCAAGUUUAGCGAUGUGCCUACGCUGAAGCGAGACGAUGAGCACGAGUUUGCGCUGCCUGCAUCAGAUCCAUCGCGCUUUCUCGCGCAGUACACAGAUGUCGAUUCGACGCAUACUGACGCGCGAAUCAAGCUGCAGCACGGUACGACGACACUGGCAUUCCGCUACCGCGGUGGUGUGGUGGUAGCUGUCGAUUCGCGUGCAUCGGCAGGCUCGUACAUUGCCUCUGGCUCUGUCAAAAAGGUGAUUGAAAUCAACCCCUAUCUUCUCGGCACCAUGGCCGGUGGCGCCGCCGACUGCCAGUACUGGGAAACAUACCUUGGCAUUCAGUGCCGCCUGCACGAGCUGCGGAACAAGGAGCGCAUCUCUGUGGCUGCGGCGUCUAAAAUUUUGAGCAAUCUGGUGUAUUCGUACAAGGGCAUGGGUCUUAGCAUGGGCACGAUGAUCUGUGGCUGGGACAAGACGGGCCCCGCGAUUUUCUACGUCGAUUCAGACGGCGCGCGCAUGAAAGGCGACAUGUUCUCCGUCGGCUCUGGCUCAACAUUUGCCUACGGUGUGCUCGAUCAGGGCUACCAUUGGGACCUGACGGACGAGCAGGCCCUCGAUCUCGGUCGCCGCAGCAUUUACGCGGCUACGCACCGCGAUGCAUACUCAGGCAAUACGAUCAACUUGUACCACAUGGGCCCGAAUGGAUGGACGUUUAUUGCCAACUACGAUGUCAUGCAGCUGCACUACGACGGUGUGCCUGAGCAAGUGCCAGGCACGCCCGCUGGCGGCUACGGCUACGACGUACGAACCCAGGGCUUGUCUUCGCGGGACAAUGCUGCAUAG
Messenger RNA from Malassezia restricta, 846 nucleotides. Its product is annotated as 20S proteasome subunit beta 5. The record is from RefSeq and is a predicted model, not a curated record. Gene Ontology annotation, molecular function: threonine-type endopeptidase activity. The transcript has a single exon. NCBI's taxonomy places the organism in Eukaryota, Fungi, Basidiomycota, Malasseziomycetes, Malasseziales, Malasseziaceae. Gene Ontology annotation, cellular component: proteasome core complex. The coding region runs from base 1 to 846 and encodes 281 amino acids.